Molecule: messenger RNA, 872 nt
Organism: Homo sapiens (human)
Lineage: Eukaryota; Metazoa; Chordata; Mammalia; Primates; Hominidae
Gene: PTS
Product: 6-pyruvoyltetrahydropterin synthase
Exons: 6
Coding region: 17-454 (145 amino acids)
Biological process (GO): tetrahydrobiopterin biosynthetic process
Molecular function (GO): 6-pyruvoyltetrahydropterin synthase activity
Source: RefSeq, marked reviewed
AGACAGCGCCGGGAAGAUGAGCACGGAAGGUGGUGGCCGUCGCUGCCAGGCACAAGUGUCCCGCCGCAUCUCCUUCAGCGCGAGCCACCGAUUGUACAGUAAAUUUCUAAGUGAUGAAGAAAACUUGAAACUGUUUGGGAAAUGCAACAAUCCAAAUGGCCAUGGGCACAAUUAUAAAGUUGUGGUGACAGUACAUGGAGAGAUUGACCCUGCUACGGGAAUGGUUAUGAAUCUGGCUGAUCUCAAAAAAUAUAUGGAGGAGGCGAUUAUGCAGCCCCUUGAUCAUAAGAAUCUGGAUAUGGAUGUGCCAUACUUUGCAGAUGUGGUGAGCACGACUGAAAAUGUAGCUGUUUAUAUCUGGGACAACCUCCAGAAAGUUCUUCCUGUAGGAGUUCUUUAUAAAGUAAAAGUAUACGAAACUGACAAUAAUAUUGUGGUUUAUAAAGGAGAAUAGCUAUUGGGGUUAGCAUUGCACAAAGCCCAGUUUCUUUCUGUGUUUGAAAAAGAUUUUGAUCCCCUUGGAAUAUUAAGAGGUCAACACGUGAUUGUUGUACGUACACAUUGUGCUCUGGAGUGCCUAUUUAUUGAAAUCAUUGUAAGACCUGUUAUAAAUUUAAGUCUAUUUAAAACUAAACUUGUAAUAUACAUCCUGAAAAUCAUUUAGAGAGUCUUUUAUUUAUAAAUUAAAAAUCACUUCAUUUUCACAAAAUGUUUUGGUGUGGGAUUAUUUGAAAGCAAAAGAAAUCUAAUUUUGUUUUCUCCAUUACCUCAUUUUAGUAUUAAUUUUUACUUGGUAUAAUAUACAUGGUUAAAAUGCUUAUGUGACUUCGAGUAGGUGAAUCUUAAAGAAAUAAAAUUCAAGUGACCACAAA